CUUAAGAUCGAAGCAAUCAAUAAUGAUUUCUUACAUAAACAGUUUAAACCCCCUUUCUCUGUUCAGUUGUAAACGAUAGUUACAAUUUGAUGGAUGGAAAUUUCGCUUUGUGGUGUUCCAAUGUUUGUCCUUUCUCACAAGAGGAAACAUCGCUUGAUGCAGAACCCAAGCGUACUCUUCACCCCUUUCCUUCCCAAUAAACAAUGACUAUAAUUGACUUGUAUUCACUCUUCAUGGCAAAAUGAACCAGGGUCCAGGCUUAUAUUUUGAUAUUGGAAAGAAGGCCAGAGAUGUUCUUCAUAAGGACUAUUGUCAACAAACACCGAUUCACUUCAACUACAGAUUCUUCAAUUGGAAUUUAGAUCUCUCUUGUGAAGAAGAACUUGUGCAUGGACUAAAGGGCCUUUUCGCAUGUAACAUACCUGACUCUGGGAAGUUGGAACUUCGACACCUGAGUAGAUUCAGUGGGUUUAGUGCAAGUAUUGGAUUAUUGGGAGACGCAGAAAAAGGAUAUAGCCCUGUAGCAAACCUCUCUGGUCUUAUAGGAACCAGAAUUCUCUCACUGGGAGCUAAUCUUGCCUAUGACAUAUCAGCAACAAGGACAACUAACAGUCUCAAUGCUGGGUUGAGCCUCAACACUCCCUACCUUGUUGCUUCCGUGACCUUGCAUGACUAUUUUCAAACGUUGAAAGGUUGCUGUUACUUUGAAGUGAACCCUCUGACGAAGACUGCAAUUGCAGCAGAGGUGAAGUAUGACCUUGCAGAUGAUGAGACUACUGGUGUAACGAUUGGUGCUCAGCAUGCAUUGUUUCCUUGGACAUUGUUAAAGGCUCGACUCAGCAGUAAUUGCAGGGUAGGCGCUCUUAUUCAACAGAAGUUGGGAAGGAAGUUUUCCAUAACUGUGGCAGGAGAGGUCAAUUUGAAUGAGAAAGACAAAGAAAAGUGUCCCAAGGUUGGAGUCUACAUGGCUAUGAAAUAGUUUUUCAACAAGAAAAGCUCUUCAUGUACCAUGAACACUUCCAAAAGAGGUUGUAAACUGCAUGCAAAUUUUGUUCAACAUUGGAGAACUGUAUCAUAUCCUUGUUUAGUGUUUUGCGAGUAAUGUUUUUGAGGACCGAAAAGAAGCCAUACACAAUUGAUACGUUAUUUUCUCAUAUAUGAAUUGCUCAUCGAGAGAGAUUAUGAUUC
Vigna unguiculata (cowpea) is the source of this 1188-nucleotide messenger RNA. Its product is annotated as mitochondrial outer membrane protein porin 1-like. NCBI's taxonomy places the organism in Eukaryota, Viridiplantae, Streptophyta, Magnoliopsida, Fabales, Fabaceae. Gene Ontology annotation, molecular function: voltage-gated monoatomic anion channel activity. The record is from RefSeq and is a predicted model, not a curated record. Gene Ontology annotation, cellular component: mitochondrial outer membrane. Gene Ontology annotation, biological process: monoatomic anion transmembrane transport.